AUGCUUCCAUACAUGAUAAAUGAAUACGGUAAUCCUCAUUCGAGAACUCAUUCAUACGGCUGGAAAGCAGAAGAAGCAGUGGAGAAGGCUCGUGCACACGUGGCAACACUCAUAAAGCGCGAAAUCGGUCGAUUGCAGGCUGAUCCUCGAGAAGUCAUUUUCACGUCUGGUGCUACAGAAUCGAACAACAUUGCGAUCAAAGGGGUAGCGAAAUUUCAACGACACACAGGAAAAAAUCACGUUAUCACUUUACAAACGGAGCACAAAUGUGUGCUGGAUUCCUGUCGCUCAUUGGAAACAGAAGGAUUCAAAGUGACGUAUCUUCCAGUGGAUCAAGGAGGCCGUGUUGAUCUGAAGGCCCUCCAGGAGGCUAUCACUCCGCAAACAUGCCUGGUGUCGGCGAUGACAGUGAACAACGAGAUAGGCGUGAUACAGCCAAUUAAGGAAAUCGGAGAAAUUUGUCGAGAGCGGAAGGUUGCCUUUCACACAGAUGCUGCUCAAGCGUUGGGUAAAAUACCUAUGGAUGUGAACGAUUUGAAAGUUGAUCUAAUGUCGAUGUCUGGCCACAAGAUCUACGGCCCGAAAGGUGUGGGUGCACUGUACGUUCGUCGACGACCACGCGUUCGUCUGGAAGCACAAAUGAGUGGCGGUGGUCAGGAACGUGGACUCAGGUCGGGAACCCUUCCCACACCACUUUGCGUAGGUCUGGGAGAGGCAUGCCGGAUUGCAAACAGUGAAAUGGAAAUGGACGCAGCUCAUAUUCAACGACUUUCAAAAAUGUUUAUCGACGGCAUAAAAUCGCAGUUGGGUGAUAUUAUCCAGAAUGGUGAUCCUGAACAUUUCUAUCAUGGAUGUGUGAAUCUUUCUUUUGCAUAUGUUGAAGGUGAAUCAUUAUUGAUGGCUCUGAAGAACAUCGCUUUGUCGUCAGGCAGUGCAUGCACAUCAGCAUCACUAGAACCUUCGUACGUAUUGCGUGCUAUUGGAACAGGAGAAGACUUGGCCCAUUCUUCGAUUCGAUUUGGUAUUGGACGUUUUACCACUGAAAAAGAAAUCCAGAUGACCAUCGAUUUGUGCAUAAAAGAAGUUCUACGAUUGCGAGAGUUGAGCCCGCUAUGGGAAAUGGUACAAGAAGGAAUCGAUCUGAAAAGUAUUCAAUGGACACAGCAUUGA
Messenger RNA from Cooperia oncophora, 1170 nucleotides. NCBI's taxonomy places the organism in Eukaryota, Metazoa, Nematoda, Chromadorea, Rhabditida, Trichostrongylidae. The record is from the annotation of a GenBank genome assembly.